AUGGCCCCUCCACGAUCUCAGAGGAAGCGAGCGCUCAACUGUACCGGUGCUCUUGUGGCCGCUGUUGGACUUGGAGUAACAUGCUGGUACCUUUGGAAGAAUUACACAGGUGAGGCAGAAGGGGAGCAGAGACUCUCGAGAGAAGAAGCAGCAGAAUCGAAAUGUGUUGUGGUGACGCCCAGUGUCUGUGAUGUUCAGAAUAUGGUCCAUUGGGAGAUGCUCAUAAAUUCAGACCAAGAGGAUAUUGUGUUCUUGGUGGCACCAGGGUGUCACGAUAGGUUCUCAUCGGAGGUUCUUAGUUUAGUGGAUGAACAGUUCAAGUACAAAGCUAUAAAUUGCGAGACUGUUGAUGGAAUAUGGUACUGUGUGAAAUCGCUGAUGAAGCAACAACUGUACGUUAUUCCAAGCGAAGUCUCUAACGGUAUCCCCAAUGACAUUGCAAGGUACGUUCAGGAUAUUGGACAAUGGCGCACCAGAGAGGAUAUACUAGUGGCCUUCCCCGUGUAA
This is a messenger RNA of Huiozyma naganishii CBS 8797, 507 nucleotides long. It is a transcript of the gene PEX22, whose product is annotated as ubiquitin-protein transferase activating protein PEX22. Lineage: Eukaryota; Fungi; Ascomycota; Saccharomycetes; Saccharomycetales; Saccharomycetaceae. The record is from RefSeq and is a predicted model, not a curated record. The transcript has a single exon. The coding region runs from base 1 to 507 and encodes 168 amino acids.